UAAUUAGAGCUAAUUAGUAGAGCGAGCCCUCAUCUCCCAUUACCACUUCUUGGCUUCGUUUCGGGGGAUCUUUGGCGAAGGCGAGGCCAUGAACGCCUACGCGCUCCACCUUGCGAUGGCGGCGCUCUUCGGAGCAUCCUUCGUCGCCGUCUCCGCCUACUACGUCCACCGCAAAACCCUAGCACAGCUCCUCGAGCUCGCCCGCGCCGUGGACCGGGAUCGGGACGGCGGCCUUAAGCGGGGUCCCUCGUCGCGCCGCGGCGGCCGAAGAAAGGGGCCUGGGUACUACCGCCGCGGCGCAGGCUCGUUGUCGCUGCCGGAUGUGAUGGCGGCGGCUGUUUUGGAUGGUGAGGAGGAAGAAGAGGAGGGGGAUGAUGAUGAGCCGAUUACGAGGCGACGGCCCGUUGUGAAUGAGGAUGAGGAUGUUCUCCCAAGUUUUCCGAUUCCCCCCGGGUUACCUCGUCUGCAGACGGUUCCGGAAGGUAAUAAGCAAUGUGUCCAUGCAAGUUUCAACAAAAGAGGUGGUAUCAGACCAACUUCUCCUAAGUCUCCUGUUGCUAGUGCCUUUGGGAGCCAAGAGGGAUCUGAUGAAGAUGAUAUUCUGCCAAAUGAUCCGAUCCUUGCUAAUACCUGUUUGCAUACAAAUGGGGACAUGGGCCCAGAGAAUAAGGACUUGUUUCAAGCAUUGCCUGAUCAUAUCACUGACAAUGGGGAUCAGAAAUCAUUAUCUGCAUCUACCAUCAUUCGAUCUCACAGUGUAUCUGGUAAUCUGCAUGGUGCGCAGCAUGACCCAGUAGCAGCUGAUAUUCUUAGAAAAGAACCUGAACAAGAAACUUUUGUCAGAUUGAGGAUUACACCAAAUGAGAAACCAUCUCCUGAUGAAGUUGAGGUCUAUAAAAUUCUCCAGAAUUGUCUUGAUCUUCGGGAACGUUAUGUCUUCAGAGAGGAGAUUGCUCCAUGGGAGAAAGAAGUCAUAACUGACCCUAGUACACCAAAGCCUAAUCCUAGUCCAUUCGCCUACACUCCUGAACAGAAAUCAGAUCAUGUGUUUCGAAUGGUAGAUGGAGUAGUGCAUGUUUAUGCGAGUAAAUAUUCAAUGGAUAGAAGACUUUUCCCUGUAGCUGAUGCUACAACCUUUUUUACAGACUUGCAUCAUCUUCUUCGAGUAAUUGCUGCAGGAAAUAUUAGAACCUUAUGCCAUCGUCGUCUGGUUCUUCUUGAGCAAAAAUUUAAUCUUCAUUUAAUGCUCAAUGCGGAUAGAGAAUUCCUUGCCCAGAAAAGUGCACCGCAUCGUGAUUUUUACAAUGUCAGGAAGGUCGACACUCAUGUUCAUCACUCUGCAUGCAUGAACCAGAAGCAUCUGCUCAGAUUUAUAAAGUCAAAGUUGAGGAAGGAGCCUGAUGAGGUCGUAAUUUUCAGAGAUGGGACAUAUCUGACAUUGAAAGAGGUUUUCGAGAGUUUGGACUUAACUGGGUAUGACCUAAAUGUUGAUCUUCUAGAUGUCCAUGCAGACAAGAGUACCUUCCAUCGUUUUGACAAGUUCAACCUCAAGUACAAUCCAUGUGGCCAGAGUAGGCUGAGGGAGAUCUUUUUGAAGCAGGACAAUCUCAUACAAGGUCGCUUCCUUGCCGAGCUGACAAAGGAAGUUUUUACUGAUCUUGCUGCAAGUAAAUACCAGAUGGCUGAAUAUAGGGUAUCAAUAUACGGAAGAAAACAAAGUGAGUGGGAUCAACUAGCAAGUUGGAUAGUGAAUAAUGAAUUGUACAGUGAAAAUGUUGUUUGGCUGAUUCAGCUUCCACGUUUAUAUAACAUAUACAAGGAAAUGGGCAUAGUUACAUCUUUCCAGAACAUGCUUGACAAUAUUUUCCUUCCUCUUUUUGAGGUCACAGUAGACCCAGAUUCACACCCUCAGCUGCAUGUUUUCUUGAAACAGGUUGUGGGGUUGGAUUUGGUGGAUGAUGAAAGCAAACCAGAAAGACGGCCAACAAAACACAUGCCAACACCAGAACAGUGGACUAAUGUUUUCAAUCCUGCAUUCUCGUACUAUGUGUACUACUGUCAUGCCAACCUGUACACACUCAAUAAGCUCCGUGAGUCAAAGGGCAUGACAACUAUCAAGUUUCGACCCCAUUGUGGAGAGGCUGGUGACAUUGACCACCUUGCUGCAACUUUUCUUUGUGCAAAUAAUAUUGCUCAUGGGAUCAACCUAAGAAAGUCGCCUGUUCUUCAGUAUUUGUAUUAUCUUGCUCAGAUUGGUUUGGCAAUGUCUCCUUUGAGCAACAACUCCUUAUUUCUUGAUUAUCAUCGAAACCCAUUCCCGAUAUUCUUCCUUCGAGGUCUAAAUGUUUCACUUUCAACGGAUGAUCCUCUGCAAAUCCACCUAACAAAGGAACCUUUGGUGGAGGAGUACAGCAUUGCAGCCUCAGUUUGGAAGCUAAGUUCAUGUGAUUUAUGUGAAAUUGCUAGGAAUUCAGUUUUACAGUCUGGUUUUUCACAUGCUCUCAAGUCGCAUUGGAUUGGAAAAAGCUACUAUAAGAGAGGUCCUGAAGGAAAUGAUAUCCAUAAAACAAACGUGCCUCAUAUCCGUGUUGAAUUUCGCUACAUGAUAUGGAGGGCAGAGAUGCAACUGGUGUCUUUAGGAAAGGCCAUCAUUCCUGAAGAAAUUGAUAAGUGAAUCCUUCUGGCCAGCAGCUUGAAACCUGACUAGAGAUGACCUCGCCUGGCACUACGUUCUGGCCUAAGCUAGAAAGUAUGAACUUAGUCAGCGUUACCUAUCAGCAGAAUAAUGGAUCAGGAAGAACGGAUCUGAUGCAUGAUAUCAAGGCCACCCAGGGGGGGUUAGAAAGAGCAUAUAUUCUAUUUACUUGAUGGAUAAUUGCAAUAAUGUACAUAAUUUCUCUUUUACAAGUAGCUGAACUAGUAGAGGGUGUGAUUCAUCUAUUUGUCACUAGCUAUUUUUGCUGCGCUUUUGUUUUCCUACUGAUUCAUUGUUGUAAUAAUGUCUUCUGGUCAGUCAACUCUCCGAAAUAAAGAAGCAUCUGUUGGUGAACCAAA
Messenger RNA from Musa acuminata AAA Group (dessert banana), 3054 nucleotides. Its product is annotated as probable AMP deaminase. Lineage: Eukaryota; Viridiplantae; Streptophyta; Magnoliopsida; Zingiberales; Musaceae. The coding region runs from base 89 to 2674 and encodes 861 amino acids. Gene Ontology annotation, biological process: IMP salvage; AMP metabolic process. Gene Ontology annotation, cellular component: cytosol. Gene Ontology annotation, molecular function: AMP deaminase activity. The record is from RefSeq and is a predicted model, not a curated record. The transcript is spliced from 20 exons.